Molecule: messenger RNA, 1523 nt
Organism: Megalops cyprinoides (Indo-Pacific tarpon)
Lineage: Eukaryota; Metazoa; Chordata; Actinopteri; Elopiformes; Megalopidae
Gene: lamtor5
Product: late endosomal/lysosomal adaptor, MAPK and MTOR activator 5
Exons: 4
Coding region: 95-370 (91 amino acids)
Biological process (GO): cellular response to amino acid stimulus; positive regulation of TORC1 signaling
Cellular component (GO): Ragulator complex; cytoplasm; lysosome
Molecular function (GO): guanyl-nucleotide exchange factor activity
Source: RefSeq, a predicted model, not a curated record
UGACUGCAAAGGAGGAAAUAAAGCGAAUGAAUACAGCGCUUUGCGUAAACGUUUAUCGUAGUACCUUUUAAGCACACUGUAAAGUAAGCUUACAAUGGAGGCAACACUAGAACAGCACUUGGACGACACUAUGAAGAAUCCUGCCAUCGUUGGUGUUCUCUGCACGGAUUCACAAGGUCACAAUUUAGGCUGUCGAGGUUCUCUAUCUGAUGAGCAUGGGGGAGUGGUGUCUGUCCUGGCCAGACAAGCAGCCUCGCUGACCAGAGACCCCACGGAUGCUCCUACUGUGUGCCUGGAGUCUGACUCGGGCAACAUCCUGAUCAGAACGCAUGGAACCAUCACAGUAGCUGUGCACAAGAUGGCCUCCUGAUGCAGCCACGCAGAGAGGAAGAGUUUGCUGUGUGUCUUUGAUUAGAAUAUACAUUGACCAAGGAGCCAGAUGACAUAUCAGACAUUCAUGUAUAAAGGUCAUAAGAUGAUGAUUUGUGCUGUUUUAUACCCAUAUGAAACCUUUUUAAAGUCACAUCUUUGAGCAGUAGAGAUGUAUCAGUUUUUUUCCUGCUCUUGUUCUAAAGGCCUUGUGGUCAUGGUGGGAUUGGCCUGAAAGAGACUGUCCAGCCACAGGCUGGUGAUUUUCAGAUCAUGUAUUUAAAAAUGUCCCUUUCUUCUUUUCUGUAGACUUUGCUUGUGCCAGCCAAGAGAACCCGUAGUAGGGCUGUCACUCUUUUUCCUGUCAAUACUCAUGGUGUGUGAAUGUGAAUGCUGUAAAAACAGUCUUUGGUCACAGAAUGAAUGAAUGCUUUUGCAGAAUCUUUCUUUCACAGAGCUUAAUAACAUCAUUUGCUUUUGUGUGGUGUGACUUUUAUUAAAGACUACCAAGAAGGUUAGUGUUUAGACUGAGUGUUUAUCUGACUUCAUGCAUAAUAAUCUGUAUGCAAACAGUUAUGGUUCAUCCACGGUAAGCCCAAUUAUAAAAUGGUAAAUGGAAAAUACAGGUGUUUCUAGAUGUGGAGCACAUACAUUGGAGGAAACCAUGCAUUAUAUACACGAUAAAAGUAAACCUUGGUAUCAGGAGCAUGUUAAGUGCUUUUCCGAUGUGGUUAUUUAAAAUGGUUUCAUGAAGAUGUGGGAAAAGAUCAGGGCUGUUAGAGACAUAGACUUAAAACUAUGUGAGGUGUAUUAAAAUCAUGAGAUGAAAUUCAGAUUUUUUUUCCUCUGUACAAACAGGUUUUGUAAAACUGUGGUGAUGACUAAAGAGCUGUCAGCCAUCUGAGUAGCGAUUUUCCCAGCAGUCUUAGAGAGGUUUUUGUAUGUUUUAGUAUGUUUAUCUUUUUCAAAAUAUACAUUUACAAGAAAAAAAUUCUAGGAUAUCAUGGAUUAUUAUAGAAAAAUUUCCCCCUCCCUACAUCUGAUGAGUAUAAAGGUUUUGCAGCUGGCUCUCUUGGCUAAUUUUCCUACCGUACAGACUGGUAUCAUCGUGUUCUCUUAAGCUUCAUUGGAUUACUGCCAAAUGUAAUAAAAUG